Molecule: messenger RNA, 2045 nt
Organism: Daldinia loculata
Lineage: Eukaryota; Fungi; Ascomycota; Sordariomycetes; Xylariales; Hypoxylaceae
Exons: 3
Coding region: 270-1475 (401 amino acids)
Source: RefSeq, a predicted model, not a curated record
CCAUUCGACAUAUAAGGCCAUUUGAACAACGGGCUCCAGUCUCGACAAAUUCAACAUACUCUUCGGCUUACCUAUCUCAUAUCUACCUACUUGUUUAUGACUGGCCAAGGACCGUGCGACGUCUAGUCCUAAACACACCAACCGACUUCUGAAGAGCUGUACUGACUGAGAGUCCUGUGGUCCAUUAGGUUUCCUGGUCUCUACGUUUAUUUGGGGUUCGGCUGCAAGGGCAGAUUAGUGAGCUGCGGCUUAGAGGUACUGACGAUAACAUGGCAGGCUUCAGCCGUUCGUUUAAGCCAUCUUCAUACUUGUCUUCCAUGAAAAGACGACCGCCUCCACCUUCGAGAAACAUGUCAAGUUCAUCCGAAGCGUCACCUCUCUCAUCACCCGACAUCCGGCAAGACGAUAUUAUCUUCUCUACGAGACCUUCGCCAAAACCAUCGAUGGAUAAUCCAUCGCACAAACCCGGAUCUUCUCCAAAUCUUAGACCUAUUGGCGGAAAAAAAGACCAGGUCCUUUUCGACGCUCCUAGAUCAACGCCUGCUCGAGCCAAACCAAUUGCAAUCGAGUUGCCCACUGUAAAGAAGGUUAAUAGUGCUCCUGUUUACACUCCACCUGCACCUCUUUCAGCUCGCGGCGAUCUUCCUGGUGGUUAUUUUCCCUUGCAUGAGGAGCAAGCCCGUAUUUAUCGUCCUCACCCGUUUCAGCUUGAUGCUUCCCAGGCCCGUAUGAAAUCCAUCGAACGUGCGAGCCAGUCCGACUCCCCCGGUCCUGAGAAAACCACUUCCGCUAAAGCAUCGACGGGAGCUAUCCCUUCUACUACGGCCCCCGUAACUAUGCCAGAACGAUCCACGAAGCUUGCGCCACCAAAUGCCACAAGCAUGCCAGAACCUAGUUUCGAUUCCAGGUCUCACACCCCCGUUGCUAGCUACAUGCCGACUGGCACCCAGGACAGCCCUCUACCAAUGGGCAAGUAUUACCCUUCCAACUAUGUGAAGAGAAAAGAAGAAAAGCGAAGCCAGCAGACCCGCCCACCAACGUCGACCCCGUUGCCUCCGAUGGGAUCCAAGUCGGAAUCACUUGUACCUACCACCAGAGACUCUUCUGCGUUGGGUCAUUCACGGAAUGAGUCGGACGCGAAACGUAGAUUACAACAGUACCAACGCGAUAUGAUUGCUCAAGCGACGCUGGCUCUUAACGGUGGAAAUGUCAACGCGGCAGCACUAAGUUCGUUGAGGACGAUCGGGUUUACAACCAUGCCCGGGCCGGGUAAGCCAAGACUGGCACCUUUGGGAUCUCCUGGACCCGUGACACCUAUGGAACUCGAAAAUGCUCAAGAUGGUUACUUGGGAGCACGGGGCGCUGCGGAUAUUCAAGUAGAAGAGAUCGCACGGGCUAUAAGAGCCGAAGAGGAACGCAAACGACGAGAGGGUACGACAUCACCCACCGUUGAGCUGGGACCUAGCACAUUCUGAGCCCUCCCGCCGCCUUUGCGUAUGAUACACAGCAUACGUCGCUGUUACUAGAUUUAUCGGAAUGGGAUAUUGUGAUUAAUCGUCUGCCGUAUCGUCGUUUUUUUUCUGCCACUGGAUCCUCGGCGCUCUGAGCAGAUUCCUGGUCGUGGAGGUCUUUCCAACAGCCCGAAUUCAGGCUUACCGUACCUAAGAAUAGGGGAGGGGAGGUCUCCUGUUCGGGUAUCAACGAUACCAUUCUUUCAGUUCCGAGGUUAAGAGUUGCAUUGCGCGGUCUGGAUCUAUUUAUCACGGCAUUUUCACCUGUUUGACUGCCAUCACGACUCCUGGCCCAAGCACACGUACCGGCGCCUCGAGCCGCGAUAUUUCAUUUGUCUCGUUUAUGAUACCCGAUAUCCUCAACAAAGACUGGAUGAUACAGCAACAGCUACUACACUUGCAUGCAUGGAUUCAACAGGCGUAGGGAAAUGGCAAAUAGGUUGUCAAUCGCGCGGCAGUCUGAUAUCCGCCAUCGUUUUUUAAUUCAUUUGAUUUGAUUUGCCCCGGCCUCUGUUAUAGACUUACUUUCGUUCU